This is a messenger RNA of Chaetomium fimeti, 2549 nucleotides long. Its product is annotated as Sec1-like protein. Gene Ontology annotation, cellular component: Golgi membrane; cytosol. The record is from RefSeq and is a predicted model, not a curated record. The coding region runs from base 278 to 2425 and encodes 715 amino acids. Gene Ontology annotation, molecular function: syntaxin binding. NCBI's taxonomy places the organism in Eukaryota, Fungi, Ascomycota, Sordariomycetes, Sordariales, Chaetomiaceae. Gene Ontology annotation, biological process: intracellular protein transport; endoplasmic reticulum to Golgi vesicle-mediated transport. The transcript has 9 exons.
ACUCUCAGGACGAGACGGAACAUUUAGCAACGAAGGGGCGCAUUAUCCCAUUUCCACCAAGAGAGUGACAACACAUCGUAUUUACGCUCUCUCUCUCUCCUUAACUGAGAAAGCGAGAAGCCAAUGCCCAGCGACCGCGUCUAAACGGGAACCGCACCUCCAAAGCUUGCGCGUCGAGGACGACCAACAGCAGCUCCCGAGAGCAAGAACAGCCAACGGUUUUUAUUGUUGUUGUUGUUCUUGUUGUUGUCGCUGCUGCUGCUGCUGAAGGCCAACCAUGGCGGCGCGGGGGAAUUCUCUGCGCGACAAGCAGAUUGUUUCUAUCAAGAAGAUCCUCAACCUGAACGACUCUGUCGAACCAAGCGAGAACGACGACACCCCUUCCAAUGGCUUAUCGGCGCCCUCCGCGCCCAUAUCGAAGGAUGGGACUCCCGUCUGGAAGCUUCUUGUAUUCGAUGAUCUUGGUCGCGAUGUGAUUAGCCCGGUGCUCCAGGUGUCAGACCUUAGGUCGAUGGGUGUCACCAUGCACAUGCACAUUGGUUCCCAAAGAGCUGCCAUCCCCGAUGUCCCAGCGAUAUACCUGGUCGAGCCAACCCCCGCGAACCUACAAGCGAUUACGAACGAUCUCCAGAAAGGGCUUUACAGCGCAGCCCAUCUCAACUUCCUCUCCUCGAUACCCCGACCCCUGCUGGAGGACUUUGCGGCGCAAACAGCCACCGCAGGCACCUCGGAACAAAUCGCACAAGUUUACGACCAAUACCUCAACUUCAUCGUCACUGAGCCCGAUCUGUUUAGUCUUGGGAUGCAGAAGGAGCAUACCUACUGGGCAUUGAAUAGCGCAAAGACAAAAGAUGAGGAGCUGGACCGAGUCGUAGACCGGAUCGUCAGUGGGCUGUUCAGCGUUGUGGUGACCUCCGGAGUGAUACCCAUUAUUCGCUGCCCGAGAGGUGCUGCGGCCGAGAUGAUCGCAACCAAACUUGACCGAAAGCUUCGCGACCACGUCCUCAACUCCAAGGACAAUCUCUUUUCUUCACAGGCACGGUCCGCCCCUUCGGCCGGCGGGACCCCCACAUCAAGACCUGUACUCGUAAUCCUUGACCGCAACGUUGAUCUGAUACCCAUGCUUUCUCAUUCCUGGACAUACCAGAGCCUUUGUUUUGACAUUUUCAAGUCGGAGUUGAACCGCAUCACUAUCGAGACCCCUAUCGAUUCCAGCAACCCAGCGAAAGGGACCUCGAAGAAAACAUAUGACCUCGUCGCCAAUGACUUCUUCUGGGCCAAAAACGCGUGCUUGCCAUUCCCCCAGGUCGCCGAAGAUAUCGAUGCCGAACUCACCAAGUACAAGGAGGAGGCGGAGGCGAUUACAAAGAAGACGGGCGUCAGCGAUUUCGACGAUCUCCAAAAUGACACGAGCGCCAGCGCGCAGCAUCUGAAGGCGGCCAUUACUCUCCUCCCAGAACUCCGUGAACGGAAGGCAACACUUGAUAUGCACAUGAACAUUCUUGCGGCCGUCUUGGGAGAAAUUCAGAACCGCCAGCUAGACAACUACUUCCAGCUAGAGGAGACCGUCAUGAAGCAGACCAAGGCGCAGAUGCUCGAGCUGAUCAAGACGGAGGACAAGGGCCAGCCGGGGGACAAGCUACGUCUAUUUGUCAUCUGGUUCCUCAGCACGGAACAGGAUGUUUCGCGGCAAGAAUGGUCACAGUUCGAGGAGGCACUGGAGGCAGCCGGGUGCGACAAGACAAGCCUAGCGUAUAUCCGACAGGUCCGAGCAACGACCAAAAUGACACAACUCACCACCGUCACCAGCCAAGCGUCAGCAAAUCAGCAACAAUCCGGGUCCUCGGAUCUCUUCAACCGCUUCUCGGCCAUCUCGACCCGCCUGACAGACCGACUCAAGGAGACGGGUGUCCCGACAAAUGCGCUGACAUCCAACGUCGCCUCACUCCUCGGCGGGAUCAAGAACUUCCUACCCGCGGACAAGGACCUCACCGUGACCAAGAUUACGGAAUCGAUCAUGGACCCCUCAGGGGCAAGUUCGUCAGCGAUAGCCAAGACGGAAAACUAUCUCUACUUCGACCCUCGCAGCGCGAACGCGCGCGGGACGAUGCCUCAGCCGUCGGCGCUGCGGGCGGGGGCGGGCGGUGGUACAGCGCCGGGGGGUCUUCCCGGUUCGGUUCUUGGCGCGCAAACGGCCGGGACCGGGGCCAGCUUCGGCCAACGGAGACAGGGGUUCUCGGAGGCCAUGGUAUUUAUGGUCGGAGGCGGGUCUAUGGAUGAAUAUGGAAACCUGCAGGAAUGGGCGGCCCGCACGGCGGCAGGGGACCGGGUAACGAGGAGGGUCAUUUACGGCGCCAGCGAGCUGGUGAAUGCGGGCCAAUUUAUCAGCGAGGAGCUCGAUAAGCUUGGCAGGGAGAUGUCUUGAUAGACCCCGACGUUUUCGGCAGGGGACAAAUGCAGAGAAGUCAACUGGUUCUGUUCCGGCAUCUGUGACUAUUGAUCGUUGUCUUGGCCGCUGCGCAAGGACCCAGUGAGACCAGAAGAAUUUG